Messenger RNA from Columba livia (rock pigeon), 15983 nucleotides. It is a transcript of the gene MCTP2, whose product is annotated as multiple C2 and transmembrane domain containing 2. NCBI's taxonomy places the organism in Eukaryota, Metazoa, Chordata, Aves, Columbiformes, Columbidae. The record is from RefSeq and is a predicted model, not a curated record. Gene Ontology annotation, cellular component: synaptic vesicle membrane. The coding region runs from base 10710 to 13355 and encodes 881 amino acids. The transcript is spliced from 24 exons. Gene Ontology annotation, biological process: regulation of neurotransmitter secretion. Gene Ontology annotation, molecular function: calcium ion binding.
GGGUCGCUGCCCCGGGGGAGACCCGGCUGCGCUCGCUGAGUCUGUUCCCAUCUGCUCUGGUACCUGGCGCGUCCUGUCGUGUCGCUUUAAAUACAGAGUAAAAUUUCUUUAGGAAAAAAAAAAUACCCAAAACUUAUCUGCUUGUAGGAUUGCGGGGUUUUAUGCUUUUCGUCAUUUUUAUUUAUUUAUUUGUUUUCUGGAGACUUGGUGGGUUUUGCCUCUUCUGUGCCAGCCAGCUUGCUAUUGUUGUUUGCACUCAGCCAGGUAUCCAAGAGAACUUUGUAGUUCUUUGUAGGAAGCUCGAGGUUACUCCGUGCUUUGCUGUGUGUUGCUUUAGUGAUGCUGUGUGAGAUACUUGGACCUUGUGUGAAAAUAUAUAUAUACGUGUAUAUAUAUAUAUAUUUAUGCAAUACAAUUAUGCUGGAAAGAUCCUCUUCUUUCCCAGCUAACUUUCACUGAACUAAUUCAUCCCUAUGUGUACUUGCUUACUGAAACUGAGUUGGUUGGUUAUUGACUUUAGUUAAAGAAAUAAGCUACUUAAUAAUAAUAAUAGAACAAUCCCUAAGAUAGAAACAAACAAACAACAAAGAAAAAUAUUGACACAAGUACAUCAAUGUAGUGAAGUGGUUGUAAGGGUAACUUUGAGGGAAACUUAAGAUUUAAGGUAUAGUUCUUUAAAAAAAAAAAAAAAGGUGCUUGUGAUGAGAAAUAGUGUCGUUUUUUCAUUGAUGUUAUAAUAGGUUAGUACAACUACGGUAACUGGUGAGAAACCAAUUGGUGCUCUUAGUUUUAUGACAGUUGCUCAGAGCACAUGGGAAGCUGAAUUACUAGUAUGUGGCAUUAAGAAAAUUGAAAUUCUCACCUAGAUGUUUUUGUCAUAAUUUUCCAUGGUUAAGUGGUAGAAUUUGUCAUGUAUUUUGCAGUGAUUUUGAUUCUUCUCAGAAGACGAGACUGUUGAGUGGGUAGAUUUAGCUGUCAGGACGAAUGGGUGUAUUUGCGUAACAAUCUUAUUUGUUUGAUUUGUUGCUGCUGUUCGAUAUCAUCAUAAAAUAGCUUAUUGUAAAUCUAAUAGACUUUCAUACGACAUAGUCUGAAGAUGGAUUCGGUAUGAGUAGUUUCACUUGGCGGUGGCUGUGGGAAGAACAAUUGCAAGAAAACAGUGCAGAGAGGAAAUUUACAUUUUAUUUCUUAAAAAAAUGUGGUACUUUCAGUUUUUUCAUGGGUAGUAAAUUUUGUGCUGUUAGAAGUGUUUAAGUUCUAUAUUCAAGAAGCUAUAGAAUAGUUUGUAGUUGGGUGUAUUUAAGGUGUUGAUUAAUAAACAAGGGUGUGAGGAGGGGCACUGCUGCUGGUGGAAGGUGAUAAACAGCACGGGGGUUCCUGUAAUCGUCUCCUCUUUGGCCAGUGCACAAGACCGUAACAGACAAGCUUUGCUUGUCACAUCCUUCGAGGUAAUUACUACCAUAACUGCCUCAACUUCACUGUGAGUUUUUUUCCCAGUUGCUUUUUCGUUUAGUAAUAUAAGCAGCUGGUUUCCAACUAACUGCACUGAUGAAAUUCCUCUUACUUGAAGAGGUAAUUAUUCAAAAAUGUACUUGCUCAGGCAAGAAAUGCUUCUGAGGAGAAGAGCGGCUGUGAUUUGAAUGUUGAAAUUGGCUGGGGUUUGGGGCUGGCUGUGAUGAGACUGGGGUGGGCUCAGGAUGGGUUAAACCUCACCCCAGAAGACUCUCAGUUCCUCCUCUGCUUCUGCCGUUUUAGUCUACAUUGUGCUGAUUUGCCCAUCUCAUCUCUAAAGCUUAUUUCUUAUCAAUAGCUGAAGGAUGCCAUGAGGCCUUUGCCAGUAGCCGUGAAAUUCAUGCAGAACAAGCAUAACAGCUUACGCUGUCGUUUUGUUACGAGAAUGGCCAGGUUUUAUCAGUUUGGGUCACUCCUAUACCAUGAACUAAUUUUAAUACAGCGCUUUGAAUUCCAGUCUCCCAAGGUACAGAGACGUGGGGUCUCUCCCAUCGUCCUCAUGCGGGUCAGGGUCCCUCUACCCAGACAGCAGCAUGCUGGCGUGGGGGAGAACUUCACCUUGGCAGAGGAGAGCAAAGCAUCCUAAAUAUGCUCUGCAUUUCCUUCAUGCUGCAUCCAUCCUUGAGUGGAAAAUUGCUCCUGAUUUCCUCAGAUCUGGAAGAUUUACACUGGCACCCUUCCCACAUUCCCAUUUUACUUAGUUGUAUUUAUUAGAUAACAUGCUUGCACAGAAGCUUGUUUAUAAGCAAAAGGAAUGUUUUUCCUCAAUCUUUUCUUACUAGAGUUAAGUAGUUAAAUGUUCCCUGGAUCCCAGGGGGACUGUUUCUCAAGACUGAGGAUCAUGAGUCUUCACAGGAUCAUGAGGCUGUCAUAAGCACGAGCACCUAGAACUCUGAUUUCAAAUUGUGUCAGCAUAACAGCUGUGCCUGAGUGCACGUAUAUUUUCAAGCUGUUGGUGCUAUAAAAUAAAAUUAUAGAAGCAGAGGGGAUAUUAAUAUUUAGGCAAUUUGAAUCUCUGAAUAACUAGACUUUCUGUGUGAGGGUCCUAAUGAAGAUCAAGAACAAUAAGAGAAAUUGCGUGAAGUCUCCCAUGUUGGAUCAAGUGAUUGAUCAUCUUAUUAUAUGCUUGGUAAUUUCUCACUUAAAGAAAUUAGUUUGGGUGUAACUACAGGUUUACCAGCAUUGCCACAGCGUGGGGUGAUCACUGCGUGGGCAGACAGUUUUAGUCCAAUUCAGGUAUCAGUAAUAAGGAAUUCUUGUUAAUGGAGAAUUCAUUUCUGUCAGAUGUGCUUAAUUUUCUCUGGAUUUUGGGUAUCAUGUGAGCAGUGAUGCACUAGGGAUGUGCAGUCUGGCUGUCCUGCCCUGAGGAUUCCAUAAAGCAAACCAUAUUGGCACCCAUAUUGUAGCACACCUCUCUGGGCUGGGGUAAAUAAUUGCAUGUGUCUGAUUUUAUUUGUACCAACUCAUCGUGUAGCUGCUCUACAUUGAUACAAAUGAGACUCUUGCUAUAAUUUUUUAGAAUUAUUUAGGAAUUACUAGUUCCGUUAUUUAUAAAAAAAUGCAGUCUUUUUAAAAAGCUUACACAAGCAUUCACAGGCAAAUUUAAAACCUCUUAAUCUGUUCUUUCAAUUUAAAAAAAAAUAAUUUGUUUAGUUAUAUCUAAUGGUAAGACUGUGGAAAAUGAGAUGUUAAUUAACUUUCUUCAAAACAUUCCUUGAAUGGUUCUGGAUUUUGAUUGCUUUGCGCUGCAUUAUAUAUUCAGAGAAAUAAAUUAUUUCAGAAAAAAAUAUAAUUUGUAUGCCUGGUGCGUGUGCCAGGUAAGAUGUUUGGAUUCUAUAACAUUAGGCAGUCUCCUUGAAUGAUCUGUGCUUUUCAAUUAAGAGAGAUCAUUAGAGAGGAUAAUGCAGAAGUGGGCAAAAUUUAAGUGAUACAGAGUAAAUAGAGAACAAUUAUUUGUAAUUUCACAUAACUCAAGGUUUUUAAAAGGUGAGAAUAAAUGAGCAAUUUUUUUUUUUUCCUGAGGUACUUUUCAUAGAAGCAUAAUUAUCUAUGGAAUUAAUUAUGGUAGUAUACUCCUUUUGCUUAAGAUAUAAAUGAAUUUUAAAAGUUGUAAAGCAAAUUAACAGAGGAAAGUGUAUGCUAGGACUGUUAAUCACAAAGAUGCAGAUACAAUUUCUAGCUGAAGCAGCCCCUAAAUCAGAGAUUCCUGGAAAACAGGAGAUUAUUUUCCAAGCAGAAUAACUAUAUAAUUUCCUGACUUCAGAUUCUUCCCCUGAGCAUUUGCUUUUGAUCAGAGUUAGAGGCAGCUUAUAGGGCUAAAAUGAUAUUUGGAGUGGUGCAGUCCACUUACAUCCUAUAUAUGAUGAAAAUUUGGAUGGGUUUUUCUCAGAUCAUUACUACUUUGUCCAAACCAGUUCCAAGCGGGUGAAUGUUUAGACGUAAUUUCAGUUUUCAUACUUGGGGAAAAACCUGCAGUAAAUAGUGUGCUUAAUGCUCUGUUUCCUUAAGUUUUGAUUAACGGGCUACUUGUUAAGAACACAAGUUCAUCUGACAUUUUGUAAGGCUACACUCCUACUGCAAAGCUUUAUUGUUUUAUCACUUGUGAAAUAAUUGGGCUAUUAUAUGAAAAUGUGGAGGAUGUUAUGAUUUUGGUUUUGAUUUCUGUUUCCCUAAAUGCAUGUUGCUAUAUUUUUUGAGGCAGGCUUAUUUUUUUUGUUAUCUUCCCAUAAGCAGGCUGCUGACUUGUAGGCAUUUUUGUGUGUGUGUGUCUGCACUUUCCCAUUGUCUUCCCAUUGAACUGCUGCUUGUUCAAGGAAAACAGAUCCUUGAGCUGGAAGUCUUCAAGGCUGCUUGUGAAAUUGGAGCUGGAGCGUUUCUAGUUUGGUCACAUCCAGCUUCCCCUGCCACCGGAGAGAACCCUCAUGUUUGUAGGUAGGAUUUACAUUGUGACCACCUUUGGUCUUGCAGGAGAGUAUCUUGGUAACACUUUCUGCUGGACCUCAUUAAAACAAGGUUAGUUUGAUUUCUUGCUUCUGGUUCCUUGGUUAGUUUGUGGUGAGAGUAGGACAUCAGUGACCUUGGGAGCGACUUUUCUGCCUGCUGUGGUGGGUGCCUGUUUCAUUUGUAUUUACACAGAUGCUCCUUCACUAGCUUGUUUUCACUUUCCCACAAAAACAACUUGAUUAAAUAUAAGCAAAAUAGUAAAGUAGGUUUUAAGAUCUUUGUUAUGUUUUGUUGGUCUUUUGGAAUGAGGAGGAGAAAAAAAAAAAGGGAUAUCUUAUUCAUAUCCUUCCUUUCUGGGAAGUACUUGUACCCUUGACAAUUCUUCCUGUUGCCCACUCCUAAGAACUGCAUUUGCAGUCUGCAAAGUAAAUUCUGCUUUCCUGGAAACUUCAGGUUUGGGCAAACUUCAUUGUUUUGUACAUUCUUGGAACUGUGUAGCGUUGCUCCUGCAAGAUCAGAGAUAAGUGCUAAUUUGGAAAUAAAAGAUGUCCAGCUCUGUGUAACACUAUAAAUUAAGAUGCAGGAGCAGCUCUGUCUUUUCAGGAUUUGUGAGUGCAUGCUUUCAUUCCUUUUUGGUCCUAAAUACAUAAAUAAGAAGUAAGUUUUGGUCAGGACAAAGUAUAUAAUCUUUCUUGUUUGAUGAUCUCCUAAUGGAAAUGAGAUGGCCAUACUAAUUUAUCUGAGCAGGCAUUUGUCUCUUGCUGUUGAGGAGGAGGUGGUGAUGAUUUGGAGCUGUCAGUGAGGACUCUCGUAGCCCAUAUUAUCAUGGAUGCAAAAUUAUUUUUAAAAGCCUGGCUCAUUUGGGUUUAAGUGGGAAGGGAUUAUGGAGUUCUGUUCUUCGAAAUUUUAUUGAGUACAAGUUCCCGUUAAAGUAAAAUCCUAUUGAACCUAAUGGUUUUGACAAUAAAAUAAAAUAUCCACAUGAAUGAAGGAACAUAAAUCAGCUUCUUGUUGCUGCUUCCCUGGGUUUCAAGUGGAAUGUGUUUUUUCCCUCUUCCCUCAUGGGAAACAUCUGCAGAACCAAAUGGCAAAUCAUUAAUGCUCAUUCAAUAGCAGCCUUUGUUCCCAGUGUCUUGUACUUGGAAACAAUUAACUGUAGAGUUUUGUUUUGUCUUGUUUUUCUCUUGGAAUGCAAACAUCUAAUUUCAGUUAUAUAUCUAGUGCAUUUUUUUAGAGUUCCUGCUAUUUGAGAUUGCUUGAAGUUAUUUUAGAAUAUAUGUUCCCUACCCAAAUUCAGAUCGGGAUAGUACAUUUGUGGUUGGAGGGUGUUUUGGUUGGUUUGUUUUUUUUUUUUUUUUUAUGUGUAAGUGGCUGAACUUUGUUCGACUUUAUAAAACUAUCAUUUAGGACACAAAUCUUAUUAUAAAACUACGGGAGGACAUUUGCAUUUUGAAAUGCAGGCUGUUUCCUCUAGUUCAGGAAGGUUUCUGGUUCCUAACAUCCACCAAACAAUCUUGGAUGCUUCAUGGUAGCAUUUAGCAAAAAAAAAAAAAACCCGUCUUAAAUUUGCUACUAAGCAAAGGAAAGGUGAAGAAUAUCAAGCAUUCAACAACUUAGGUGCAAAAAUUGUUUGAACCAGAAAACCUCCUAAUCUAUUUAGCUGACUGUGAGCAGUUUAUGUGUCAGGACACCUGCUGAAUUAGUGACUCUUGGCCUGUAUCUGCUAAAACACAGGUAACUGGAAUGUGAAUAGCUCUUGAACCUGUUAAAAAGCAUUGCUAUGUCUUGAAAGGGUUUUAUUGACACCUGUUGCAAAAGUUUUGGAUUUGAACUCUGUGUGGUUUUAAUCCACGAACAAAAGCAAGAGAUUGUGUAAUCAGGGUAGCUGAAUUAAAAUGUCUUUUAGUUAGUAUUUGCCAGAACUAAACAUUAAUGAUUAAUAACCUCUGCAUUUUGUUUGUGAAUUAUGGGCUAAGUGGUCAUAAUUAAUGCACUUAGCAUUUAGUUUGAGAAUAUGUGAAUGGGGCAUUAUAAUGACAAGUGUAGUGGUCAGUUUGAUCUGUUCUAAGCUAUCCUGCCUGGAGCUAUGAGUGUAUGAAAGGAGAAUUAAAAACAAUAAAACCCCUCAUUGUGGUAAUACAGUACAAAUAAGCAGUCCGUGUGGUUGGGCAGCAUGAGCAAGGAGCCGUAGAUACACUUAGGGGAACAUAUUUAAAGUUUAGCAGACUUUCCCCACCCUGCCUAUGGCAAAUUUACCCCAGAUGAAUCAGGGCUAAAGUGUUUUCUAAGGACUGUGUAAUGUGCCUGCAGAUUUUCACAAUAAAAGGAGCUUGAUUUGGACAAUCGCUUGACCAUCAGGAUGUAGCAUGGGGCUGCCAGGAGCUCUCUGGUUGGACCUAGGAUUUGUGUUCUUCAGUCUGCAACCAAAAUAGAAUAAAGUCCAGCAAACUCCAACUCUACAUGGAGAAUCUCUUGAAUUCUUUUAAAAAACUUUAUGUUGAGGUUUGGGUGUCUCAUGCCCUAUUAUUCAGUUGCGUACAGUGGGAAUGAAUAAUGUUUUUAAGGAUGGAUACAGGUUCUGCCAUGAAUCACUGGUCCAUUAGAGCAUUCCUCAGAGUGUGGGGUGUUUCCUUCUUCCCUCUUCUCCCAAAAUGCAUUUAAGGGAGGUGUGAAUGAGUCAUGUUUUGCGGGCAGGCAUUGAGCUGGAGCGCUGCUGUGUGGUGCCCAUAUUAACCCAAACGUUGGGACAACGGCUCCAGCAACUGGUUCUGUGCAGUGUGAUGGUGGCCAUACUGGGUGAAAUCAAAGGUCCACGUCCCCAGGACCCGAUCUCUGACAGGGCAUACAGUCAGAACAGUCAAAGAAACACUUACUGAGACCUAGAGAGCUGACCAUCAAAUUUAAAUUACUUUAUGAAGCACAAGUAAAAGAGGCAUCGUCCUAACUCAGCAAUGCCAGUGUUUCUGUUUUGGGGAGCUUUUCUGAUUACAUCACUUCUAGAAAUGCACCAGAAUAAAUAAAACUGGCCUUUACGAUAGGGCUGAGGUUUUCUGAACUUCUGCAAGCGAAGUCCUGAAGAGGUCUCUUAAUAUUCAUCCCUGCAUGGGAUUGUAGCAAAUCUUUUGAGCUUUCUUAGUAGCAAUGCACAACACGAGGUAUCUAAGCAUAGUGAUUUUCUGGAAAGAAACUUGUCGUUCUUGCAGAAAAUUAGGGCUAUUACUCGUGCAAUUCCCUCAUUCAUUGAUGAUACAACAUACCAACCACUGUUUUCUUCAGGGACAGUUGCCUUCAGCCUCCUGCCUUUGUGAGUUAAGAGACUGUAAAAACACUGGGUCAUUUUAUUUGGAGAUACACCCAAACUGUGUGGAGAUAUUGAAUGUGAAAGGACAUUUAAUUACACAGGUCAAUACAGAUUCAAAGUACAGAAUAGAAUCGUGGAAUCAUUUUGAUUGGAAAAGACCUUUAGGAUCAUUGAGUAAUCUCAGCUCUCCCGUGUACUUGACUUUCACCAUGAGCUCUGGCCCUGGCACGGGCCAUGUUGCUGUUGGGAAGAGAAAUGUGCUGUAAUAAGGAAGAAGAGGGAGUAAAUUGUAGCAGCUGGCUUAGUGCAGGCUUUUGUCCUGUUAGAGUUAGCAUCAGGCCAUUUCUAUGGCUUGAAGUUGUUCUGUUUAUGCCACUUUAGUAAAUUGUGGUUAAAUAAAGAGUCACGCAGAGCUUUCAAUAGAUCUUUCCUCUAUAGUCGCUGAGUUUUGAGAAGUAGUGUGACAGUAAUAGUAGUUAUUUAGGGAGCAAUGCUGGCACAUGCACAAGUAAUUUGCAUAUAAACACAAACUUCUUUUAUUUAAAUAUGUGACUUAAGUGCUAGUAAAAGGCACUGGCUGAUUUGGCAUCCAGUAGAAAUGAGUCUCCAGUUUCCUUCCUAGGUUUGUUUUCCCUUAGAGUUAUGAAGAGGGACGAUCUAUUUCUGUGCACCUCUUGUUAUAAAAAUAUACCUUUUGUUAUGAGGGAGAUGAACAAGGACUUGGAGGAGAGAGUGUGGAGGGAGGCGGCUGCAGGGCGGGAUUCCCACCAGAGCUCCUCUGGAUGGCCAUCGAGUCCUUCAGUAGAAUCACAGAAUAAUUUUGGUUGGAGGAGACCCUCAAGAUCAUGGAGUCCAGCCAUAACCUAACUCUAGCACUAAACCAUGUCCCCGCAUCUCUCCUGAUUUUGUGCUGCUCCUCACGUAAACCCUGAUGAACCUUUCCUUUUCUAUUUCUUUUAGAGCUCUCCUUAUCUCACUCUCACUCUGCUUCUACCUGUGUCUCUCCUUCUUACUACUGCUCAUCAGGUUUCCCUCUUCCCCUGCUCUCUAGGUACCACCUUUCCUAGGGAUCACCUGGUGUGAUUGAGAGCAAUGAGGCAAAUUAUGAAACAGAUACAGUCAAUGGCAAAGAAAUAUAUAUUUUUGGAGUCUGGUUUGAUGUGCACAUCGUCUGCCGCACUACAGGACUGCAGGCAGCAGGUCUUCGUGCAGAGGUGUCCCCCGAGAUGUGUGAUGCUCGGCAGGUGUGAUUGCAUUGUGAAGAUCAGAGCUGAUUGUACCAGCUUGGUACAGUCCCAUGAAUUAGACUGAAAAACCUGAAGCAGCCUUCUGGCUUACACAGGUACAAUUAUGAACUACAGUAUUUUGAAGGAAGCUGAAAGAGUAGAAGGAACUUGUGAAAUAAUUUUGUAAAAAUACACCCAAACACUUCCUCCUUCAUUUCCCCUAUACAUACUCAUCAUUUUUCUUCUGUUUUAGAAUAGACUGAAGCAAACUGAAAGCAAUACUCUUAUAAGCUGGGGGCAGGUGCAGGUUUGGUUUUUUUUUCCAGUAACUUUCACUAUCAGAUGCUAUUUUAAGAUGCUUGUAGCAACUGUUCGUUCUGUUACUUCUCAGUUACGGUCUGCUCAUAAACGUUGAGAAAAAAGCCCUCUAGACUGUGCAAAAGGGUCUCUAAGGAGUUAGAGCAUUCCUGUUUCUCUGUUGUGUGAAAAGUGGAGGAAGACGUGUGCUUGUUUCAUGUGUUUGUGAAAUAUGGAGCUCAUAAUGUUUGAGCCAAUUCAAAAAAAUGAAAGGCUAAGCAUGGGAUCUAAAAAUCACAGAGCCUAAAAACCCAGGGAUCUGUAAAACCACCCCCCCCCCCAAAACCCAACAAAACCAAAAACUAAAAAGAAAAAAAAAGGUCUUACAUAAGAUGCCUGUAUUAUCUGCAUAGAAUAAACAAGCUUUUCUUAAGCUUUUAAUUUAGAUAGUAUUUGUGAUCUUCUGCAAGGACUGUAGAUUUAUUUUGCAUUACAUCAACAAUAUAAGGCUAGUUUCCUUUGGUCAUAUUGUUUCUGCUCAAGCACUGGAGCAUAUCAAAUUGUCUUUUGUGAAACACUUGUACUAAGUUGAGAGCCACAGGUAGAGUUUUUAGUUUAUAUUUAAGUUUAGCAUCCCAGUGUGCUUUGGAAGUGUCUGUACAACAAUAGAGCAACAGAAGAGCAGGAUCUGCAUCCACAGACGGGCAUCAUUUGAAGCUUAAGCUCAAAUGCAAUGGCAGGGUUUGGAAGGUGGCCAAGACAUGACCCAAGUCACUUCUGCAAUGGAGACGUUAGCUACACUUCAACAGUGUGCUUCCUUUGAUGUUUGUUAGCACUAAAAAUAAUUCUAACACUGAUUUCCCCAGGGUAAUUAGCCCAUGCAGAAUCAGACUGAGAUUAGACUUUUUCUGGUGCCUUAUCAAAUUAAAGUUCAGGUAUUUACCAUAUGGUGUAAAACACAGCUGCAGGAAGAGAAGGCUGUCUCACUUUCUCAGUUUUGUGAUGUAUGUAUUUAAUUUAGUCUCCCUCUUAGCUUAUGUGAUUACAUUCAGAGAGGAAUGGCCUCAGGCCCACUUAGGUCAGCCUUUCAUUUUGGACUUGUGUUUUGUGCCAAGGAAGCUCAAGGCUCGAAGGUGUUGAUAAUCCAAGGAACAUCCUGUCCCUGAAUAAGGAUGGUUGCUCAGCUGUUAACCACGAAAGACGCUGUCCGUGAGGAUAUUCCUGUGCAGAGGUGUCUGUUCGUCUGCUCCCUUACAAUGCAGAUACAAAAAACGACUGAAAGUUUUAAGAUGAGACAACAUGAAUCAUAAUCUUCAGCGGCUGUUCACUUUUGUGAUUGACUUGCCAUCUUCCUACAUUCCUUUUAGUCAGCCUGGGAAUCGCUGAAGCCGUUUCUUGCAGGAGACAUCACUGAGAUUCCCUUUGCAGCGAUGGACUUGGAUAAACCAUCUGUCUGGGGAUCCCUGAAGCAGAAAACUAGACCGUUCCUGCGGAACCUAAGCGUGAAGAAGACAAAGAAGAGGUCUAGCAAAAUGGUGGAGAGGAAGGUCCACUUCUUGGACCGACGCCUCAGUGUGUCAGUGCCUGACAUGCUGGAGGUGGAGACUCUAACGGAAGAAGAAACGACUUAUCUGAACACUCAGGUGGUGUCGAGCUGCUCCCCCAAAAGCUUCUCCGGGUCUGUGGUGUCCCUGAAAAGCAGAAGUGCUUCGGUGAGGCCGGCAGGAGAGGACUGUUUGCAGGCGUCGCAGCAGGCGAUGUGCACCGAGGUGACGGUCACCCACCUGGACACACAAAUCACGGGCAGCCCCGUGUCCGAGGUGAAGCGAGAAUCCAGCACCGACCUCUUUGAGCUGCUGCAGAGCGCCCGUCUGAGCACCGCGCUGUCGGACGAGGGGACAGAGUACCCUUGUGGAGAAAUGGAUCUAGACUCUUCCGUAUCAUCUCAAAUUUUUAAUGAUCAGAUGGCUCUAGAGGAAGCCAACAAUUGCUUGGGUGACCUGCCCAGCCCCUUUGCCUACCUGCUGACCAUCCACCUGAAGGAAGGCCGGAACCUGGUUAUCAGAGAUCGCUGUGGUACAAGUGACCCAUAUGUGAAAUUUCAGCUGAAUGGGAAAACUCUCUAUAAAAGUAAGGUCGUCUACAAGAACCUCAACCCGGUUUGGGACGAGACUGUUGUGCUGCCUGUACAGACCCUAGAUCAGAAACUCUGGAUCAAGGUGUAUGAUCGAGAUUUAACGUCAUCAGACUUUAUGGGUUCGGCAUUUGUAGCACUCACCGAACUUGAACUCAAUAGAACUACUGAACAGGUUUUAAAACUGGAAGAUCCCAACAGUUUAGAAGACGACAUGGGAGUGAUUGUGUUAAACUUGAGUCUAGCAGUGAAGCAAGGAGACUUCAAGAGAAAUAGAUGGUCAAGUCGGAAGAAGCGACCUUCAUCUAAGUCGAGUUUCAUGCGGAGCGUGCGACUCUCUGACGUUUUGCGCAAGAACCAGUUGUGGAAUGGGCUGGUCACCAUCACGCUCUUGGAAGGGAAGAACAUGCCUGCAGGGGGCUUGGCAGAGAUUUUUAUUCUCCUCAAACUGGGAGAUCAAAGAUACAAGAGUAAGACACUGUGUAAGAGUGCAAAUCCUCAGUGGAGGGAACAGUUUGAUUUUCACUACUUCUCUGACAGGAAGGAUAUGUUGGACAUUGAGGUCUGGAGAAAGGAUAACAAAAAGCACGAGGAGCUUUUGGGAACGUGCCAAGUUGACAUUACUGCCCUGCCGAUGAAGCAGACCAAUUGCUUAGAGCUGCCACUGGAAAAACAUCCAGGGUCCCUGUUAAUGUUGGUUGCUGUUGCCCCAUGUACAGGAGUGUCCAUUUCUGAUCUGUGCGUCUGCCCUUUGGGAGACCCCAGUGAACGGCAACAGAUUGCACAGCACUAUAGUAUAAAGAAUUCCUUUCGAGACAUAAAGGACAUUGGUUUCUUACAAGUCAAAGUUUUAAAGGCGGUGGACCUACUGGCAGCAGAUUUUUCAGGUAAAAGUGAUCCUUUCUGUGUAUUAGAGCUGGGAAACGACAGUCUUCAAACACACACUGUUUACAAGAACCUCAAUCCAGAGUGGAACAAAGUUUUCACAUUCCCUAUUAAAGAUAUUCAUGAUGUUCUGGAAGUGACAGUGUUCGAUGAAGAUGGAGACAAACCCCCUGAUUUUCUUGGAAAAGUUGCCAUCCCUUUGCUGUCUAUUAGAAACGGUAAACAAAGUUGUUACACGCUGAAGAAUAAAGACUUGGAACAUGCUUCAAAAGGAGUAAUUUACUUGGAGCUAGAUGUCCUAUUUAAUCCUGUAAAAGCAAGUAUUAGAACAUUCAAGCCCCGAGAAAAGCGCUUCACUGAGGAGCACCGCAAAUUUUCUAAAAAGGUCUUAUCAAGAAAUGUUGAUCGCGUGAAAAAAAUCACCAUGGCAAUAUGGAAUACAAUACAAUUCCUUCGGAGCUGCUUUCUCUGGGAGUCCACGGUAAAGAGCGUGAUCGCAUUUGUGGUAUUUGUGGUCACCGUCUGGAGCGUGGAACUGUACAUGGUGCCCCUGGCUCUGCUGCUGCUCUUUGCCUACAACUUCUCCCUCAUCACAACCGGGAGGGUCAACAACACCCAAGAUGCCCAGGAGCUUAUGGGCCUGGAUGAAGAUGAGGACGAAGAUGAUAAGGAAUCUGAGAAGAAGGGGUUAAUUGACAGAAUCCACAUGGUCCAAGAGAUCAUCAUAGCUGUUCAAAGCAUCCUAGAAGAAAUGGCAUCAUUCGGAGAGAGGAUUAAAAACACAUUUAACUGGACGGUGCCUUUCCUCUCUGUCCUGGCCUGCUUGGUCCUGGCAGCAGCCACAGUCAUUUUGUAUUUUAUACCACUGAGGUACAUUGUUUUAAUCUGGGGCAUAAAUAAAUUUACUAAGAAGCUUAGAAAUCCCUACGCCAUCGACAAUAAUGAGCUACUAGAUUUCCUCUCCAGGGUACCAUCUGAUGUUCAAAAGGUGCAGCACGCUGAAUUGAAACCAUCCAGCAGCUCCAGCCCCAUUCGGAAGAAGUGGAGUGCUCUAUAGGAUGCAACGCGAUUUUGGAACACAGCAUCUCCCCCUGCACCCACUGUGUAUGCACAUCAGCUUUCCCCCUGCCCUUCAUCUUGCUUUGGAACAACACUAUAGUCACCGCCACAGACUACGUGUUUUUUGAUAAACACGUCUCUUAGGUUGUCUUUUUUGGGUUGUCUUUUUGCCAUGGAGUCAUAGCCCAAAAAAGAGCAAGGUGGAACAUAUGAACUAGCUUAUGGGAUGGGGAGGAGAAUGGGAGAGAAUGAUGCAACUGCACCUUUUUUUUUUCUAUUUUUCUUUUUUUUUUUUCCCCUCUCUUCAAUUGCAGAGGCAAGGCUGGAUAUGGCAGCACUCCCUGUUUUAUGUAGGAAGAGAUAAUUCCGCUAGUGUAGCAGAUCAGCUGAGUUGAUGUGAGGCGAUGCUCUGAACAGUUUUUAACAUAUCCAACAGAUUUACAUUAAGAUAUGAAAGCUAUUCUUUUCUGAGUUAAAUCACUGUGCUUAGAAAGGUUUAAGCUCUGAAUUAACGAGUCUUUGAUACCCAUCUUCUGUUCAAGCAGUGUACAUUUAAAAAAGUUUUUUAUCAUAAUUAGCAGAAAGAGCUAGGAGCUCCAACAGUAUCUCAAUAUUUCAUCCAGCACUUGUGGAUUUUUCUUUUCUUCUUUUUUUUUCUUCUUUCUUAAAGCCCACCCUGUGGUUAACUCUUUGGAUACUGGAAUCAUCAGGGAUCCAUUGCUGGCAAUGGAUAUGUGAGAAGCUUCUGCUGUGAAAGGAUUCAGAGACUGUAGAGCAGCCUGACUCGCUGACCAGGAAAGACUCUCUUGACUUGACUUUUUUUAAUUCCACCUCAUCAGAUAUUUUGAGCAUAGCUGUUGUUUUCCUGUCUGAAUCCAGAGGGGUCAGCACUGCAGAUCCAAGAGAAAAAAACAUUUUAUAGCCUUAAAGAAACAAUUGCUUUUGCAGAAGGAGAGCACGGUGCACAAGGAUGUGGUUGUGCAUUAGUGUGCAGGCUUUGGUCCAUCACUGAUGUCUUGUUGGAGUCUUUCCUGGUGGUUCACAUGGAGAGGAUCAGAAAGUGAAGUCAUAUGGAAACUGAGCAAUGAAGAGACAGAAGAAAGGACCCCGUUUUCUGUUCCGAGGAGAAUAUGAUUUCUUGCUUGCUUAUCAAUCUUUAGCUAUUGUGCUUUUCUUUAAAUAAUUCAGAUGACCAGCAUUAUUUGUGUUUGACUGGGGAAACUGAAACACAGAAUCGUAUGUAAACUCACUUAAUUUUGGUGAGAGUUUAGCUCCUGGUUAUUUAGUUGCUGUAGGACAUUGUGGGAGCAAUUUGCUACCACGACAAAUUGUUGGUCGCACGAGAGCUGGAGUUGCUGCUUGUGAUCCCCAGGCAGGGGUUACCACCCGCAUCCUCUGGGGUAGUUCACGGUGCCAAGAAAUAGAGAAUCCUGAGAGACAGGUUUCUUUUUAUCAAAAGACUUUGGAAGGCAUCUAAUUAAAGGUAAAACGGGUAAAACUUGUUUAUGGAUCCAUGAUCCAAGUGGAGUCAUGCCAUGUGGUUCAGUAAUGCAGUCCUAUGGGCCUGUUGCGUGAAUUUGAAGAAAUAAAACUAUUAUAAGGGUAUCUUCCACUGGAUUAUUAGACAGAUUCAGUGAUUUUUUGAGAAGUUUAUUUUUCAAAGAAACGUGCCCCACUGUGCCUUUGAAUAAGGAGAGGCACAUUUUCAUAGACUUGAUUGUAUAAAGAAUGUAUUUUGCUCAUGCAAAGCUGUGUGUAGCUGCAAAUGGAAAGAUAGAAAAAAAGAUUAUCCUGGUUUAAAAACCCACCAGAAUGCCUCUUUGUGUGCACGUGUGCUUGUGUACCCAUGUGUAUACAGAGCUGUGUAUAAAGUACAUAUAUAAUGUAUUUAUUGGCGAGUGUGUGUGGAAAAACAAGUGAAUAUACAGAUUUAAAAACCUUGAAAAUGUUUAUGAAAAAUGCCAAAGAUUCUAAAGCUUAUCGUCUUGCGUCUGUUCUUCUUCAUUUUGUAUCUUUCCCGGCAUGUCUCUCUGGCUGAGCCAGAUCUCUGCAUGAUUUGAUUUACUUCAAGUUAAUGAAGCUGGUUGGAAAGAGCCUUGUAGAAAUUAUAAAAUCUCCAGUAAAUCUCUUGUACAUACAAUAGAUGUCCACGCACCCCUUUUGUUAAACUGGUUUCUCAAUCUUUUGUGUAAACAAUGCCUCAUUGUCUCGCUUUAAACUAUCAUCUGGUUUAUCGUACUGUAGUCUUGUCAUUUUGUAAGGACCAAAGUCAGACAUAUUUAAGCAGGCAUGUGGGAUCUGAUCGUCGAUUUGAGUGAAAACAUUCAACUGCAGGAAAAAUUGUUUAUUUAUUUUGAAGUUGGGACUGAUACUUUAAUAGAUGUUUUCUUCCCCCCCCCUAUAGAUUUUUCCACAUGGAACUGAUUUCUCUUCAUGAGACAGAAUGAUGUCUUUUUUUUUUUCUGUAGAUAUGUUGUGUUUCAGAAUAAUUUGUAUUAGAUUGUUAUGCUGGAGACAUACCAAACAAAGGGGUUUGGAUGGUCCAGUAACUAUAUAUAUGUUGUAAGGAGCUAUCUGUUUUGAUAAACGCUGUUUGAAAUGCAAUAAAAAUUUGAGGUUAAAAUGA